This is a messenger RNA of Annulohypoxylon maeteangense, 2243 nucleotides long. Its product is annotated as FabD/lysophospholipase-like protein. Gene Ontology annotation, cellular component: membrane. The record is from RefSeq and is a predicted model, not a curated record. Gene Ontology annotation, biological process: arachidonate metabolic process. The transcript is spliced from 5 exons. Lineage: Eukaryota; Fungi; Ascomycota; Sordariomycetes; Xylariales; Hypoxylaceae. Bases 471 to 2030 code for a protein of 519 amino acids.
UUUAUGAACUUUCGAAGUGGAAUCAAGGUCAGUACUAGGCAGCAAUUCGUGAGACGAUAUAUUAUAUUACAAUGUCAGGCUCUCUAGGUACCUAUAUCUCGUCUCACGGUGGUGAACUUGAUCAUUCUCCAGGGCUCUGCCACAGCUGAAGGCUGACUCCUAAAGUCAGCGAAAAGACGACAAUAUACCUAGGACUUUUAACGCCUUAUAUUAAUCAGAUAUAACUACAUAGCCUUCCAGUUUCUGAAAGGUCCAUAAAAAUAUCACUUUAAUUUUCACUUAAUGGCGCAUAGGUAUUCUGUCCUCAUGAAUAUGAUCGCAGAAUUUCCGCAACGAAGAUCUCACUGGGGCUUGGCACAAUUGUGAAAUCCGCCAAUGCAAUGUCCCAGUAACAACAUCGUCACUACAUAUUAUUUAAAAGUUUUACCACCAAUAAGGCACGGUUAGUCUGAGAUAUUACAACACCACGUAUGCUUAACAAGACGUCGGUACAUGGGACUGCUUCCAGCACCCAUGUACCUUCUCAGGAUAGUUGGUUGAAGAAGAAUGUUCUAACAUUCGACGGGGGAGGCGUGAGAGGCUUCUAUAGUCUACUUUUCAUGCAAAGAUUAAUGCAAUUUAUUGCAUCUGAGGAAAAAGACAGGGGUCUGAUCAGCUUAGUUUCUAGAGAACCCCUAGGAACAAGAGAGAAACGAGUGACCAGUUUUUCUCCUUGUUGUGAGCCGCGCAAUCUAUCACACCGAGAUGGUAAUGAAGAUGGCUACACUCCCUUCUUGCCAUGCCAUUAUUUCGACUACAUUGGUGGAACAUCAACAGGGGGGCUAAUUGCGAUUAUGUUGGGGCGUUUCAGAAUGACCGUCGAAGACUGCAUUGAUGAAUACACUCAUCUCGCAGGGGACGUAUUCGGACAUCCUCGUCACCUUCAUGAUAUGAACACAUACGGUCUCAUCAAGCGCUGCAAGUACGAUACUAAAAGAUUCGAGGCUGUGAUCAAAGACGUGAUCGUCCGAAGAGUAGAAAGCGGGAGGAAUGAUCUUUCAAACGCUCUAUUCGACACAGAGCUUGGUCUCUGUCGGGUACUUGUUAUUGCAAACAGAAUUGCUUCUGAAGGUGUGGUUACCGACCUCAGACUUUUCCGGUCAUAUGAGAUCAAUAACCACCAAAAGCCAGAACGCCGACCAACGCAGCUCCUCUUCCCGAAGGAUCCGAGAGACGAACAUGGCGGAAGAUCGGGGGAUCUUUCAGUAUGGCAGGUAGCACGAGCGACCACUGCUGCACCCCUAUAUUUUGAGCCUAUGGAAAUAUUAACAGAUGGCAAUCCGAGGCAGGUGAGAACCAAUUCAUGGCCCAAGAAGUACGACAGCAGUCCGAAACCCUACCGGGAAAGACUCGAGGAUGGAGGUCUAGGCCAUGCGAAUAACCCAUCUAAAGUGAUGUACGACGAAUUGACAGAUAAUCUUCCCAAUAACAUGAGUAUUGGAACUUUUGUGAGCAUCGGGACUGCUCGACCGAUGGAGCAACCAACCGGUCCACGACUAUUCCGUAUAAUCAAAGGAAGCAUAUCACGCCUCGGAAACCCAGAACACAUACACAACCAAAUGAAAAACAUUGUAUCGAAGAACCAAUCUUUUUCUUAUUACCGUCUGAACCAGCCCAACGGCCUUUCCGGGAUUGAAAUGGACGACUGGGAUCCUAAGCCUUCGGGCAAAGAUACGAUGAAGAUGAUGAAAUCUACGUUUGAUGCCUAUAUUGGCAGUACAGAAAUGGUACGUUAUAUGCAGAGAUGCGCAAAAGAGUUAGUCACAGCAAGACGGGCUAGGGCCGAAGCGAAUCUGCCCAAGUGGGAAAGAUUCGCCGUAGGCAGGCAUUUUUAUUGCAGAAUCCCAAACUGUCCGGAUGACGAGGUCCGUCGCGAGAUCGACGAAGUUAAGUUCAUUGCCCACUUGAAAGACGGACAUAAUAUGAGAGAUGAUGAUAUCCAGGCAGCCCUGAGGGAGUGCGAAGGUCAGUGGGCAUACCGAGGACGUUAAUAUAUUGGAAAAGGGGCGCAGCAUUGUACAAACUUACCUCCCCAUCAAGCAGGCUGGCGUUAUUUUCAGCGUACUUCUUAUACGUGCUUUAACACUCUAGAGCUUCGGCGAUACUGCAAAGGCGAUCGUUGUUUCCAGUCCUAUUUACCUACCUACUAGGUAGGUAGAUAGUAGAUUCGAUAAUUACACAACUAAAGCAGAAAAAAUAUGCUU